Messenger RNA from Fusarium venenatum, 1176 nucleotides. Its product is annotated as anaphase-promoting complex, subunit 10-domain-containing protein. The record is from RefSeq and is a predicted model, not a curated record. Gene Ontology annotation, cellular component: anaphase-promoting complex. Lineage: Eukaryota; Fungi; Ascomycota; Sordariomycetes; Hypocreales; Nectriaceae. Gene Ontology annotation, biological process: protein K11-linked ubiquitination; anaphase-promoting complex-dependent catabolic process.
AUGGAUCGAACCCCUCUCGGUGAACUGCCUUUCAAGAAAAAGAACGGAGAAUUGCUUCGCAAGCGCGUGCGAAUUUUCAGACCGAUCCCUUCUUACGAAUACGAAGACACAGAGAACGAUAAUGCUGUUCUUCGAGCCGCGCAAGAGAACCUCAUAAUCGUCAAAGAGAUGAUGGCCGAGCGAGUGCGACUAGAUGUUGACAACCUCAUAGCAACACUUGCCGAAGGCCCGCAAAUCAGCAUGCCUCCUGUCGAUUACGACGGCUCCAGCUCCGAGCCAGAACCUGAUGACAGCAUCCUCCAAGGCCGUGCCCGCCCAAUGCCUGCACUAGCACAAGCAGCUGCCAUAGCCGCUCAAGUUGAUGAUUCUUUUAACGGUAACCUUACUGCCGAGGAGGAAGAUGCGGGAGUCGAUCAGCAGACCGUUUCCGCAGAGGAAUAUGAAGACGAUAAUUCGGAAACCGAAGAGGAAGACGAGGACGACGAGGAUGGUGACGAAGACCAAGCCCAAGAAAUCGCUCCCCUUUUUGAUCCUGCUACUGCUGGUCUUAAGGAAAUCUCCAACCUCGCUCGCUUUACCGUCAGCAGCCACAAGCCUGGUAACGGGGUUGAAGAGCUCAAGAGUGACGACCUCAAGCAAUUCUGGCAAUCCGACGGCCCUCAGCCCCACAAGCUUACCAUGUACUUUACCAAACGUGUUGGCAUCCGCGACAUUAGAUUCUAUGUCGACUACAAUGAGGAUGAAUCUUACACACCGACAAAGGUCGUUUUCAAGGCCGGUACCAGCGAGAACAACCUCAUCGAAUUUGCUACCAUGACCAUGGAGAACCCCGUAGGCUGGCAGCAAGUCCCUAUCGCUGGCGCUGGCGGUGAUCUUGACGGCAACACUCUCGUCGCCUGGGUUGUGCAGAUGCAGAUCUUCGAGAAUCACCAAAACGGCAAAGACACACACCUCCGUGGAAUCAAGAUUUACUCUUUCGACAAUGACUCCGCCCUCGGCCCUGGUCGUGAGGGAAACCCUGUUGACGACGUCGUUGGACUAAUGGACAAUGCCACUGGCCGAGCCGAUGUUGGUGCCACUCGUACCCAACAGAGAAACUUUGGUGCUUCCCAUUUUGAACCUGGCGAGGGAGGUCUCUCUAUCCCCAGCUUCAUGCGCGAGGCCGAGAUUCGAUAA